AUGUUUUUUUUACUUUUUUCUCUUUUCUUCUUUUCUCCCCUUUCUUCUUUUUGUUUCCAUUUCAUUUUCUCUUUUCUUCUUCAUUUUCUCUUUUCUUCUUCAUUUUCUCUUUUCUUCUUCAUUUUCUCUUUUCUUCUUCGUUUUUUUUUUUCUUCAUCGUUUUUUCUUCAUCGUUUUUUCUUCAUCGUUUUUUCUUCAUCGUUUUUUCUUCAUCGUUUUUUCUUCAUCGUUUUUUCUUCUUCGUUUUCUCUUCUUCGUUUUCUCUUCUUCGUUUUCUCUUUUUUCUUUUCUCUUUUCUCUUUUCUCUUUUCUCUUCUCUUUUUUUCUUUACUUUCUUUUUUCUUUACUUUCUUUUUUCUUUACUUUCUUUUUUCUUUACUUUCUUUUUUCUUUUCUUUCUUUUUUCUUUUCUUUUUUUCUUUCUUUCAUAUUGUCACUUCUGUUUCUUUUGGCUUCUUCUGCUCAGCUCCGAACUACUCUCAUCUCCUGAAAAAUGUAAUAUUUGUUUUUUCUCCAUUUUUCCCUGCUUUUUAUUUUUAUUUUUCCUGUUCCCCCCUCUUUAUUUGUUUUUCUCUUUUUUUCCUUUUUCUUCUCCUUUUCUUUAUCUUUUCUUCUUUUUCUUUUCUUUAUCUUUUCUUCUUUUUCUUUUCUUUAUCUUUUCUUCUUUUUCUUUUCUUUAUCUUUUCUUUUUCUUUUCUUUAUCUUUUCUUCUUUUCUUCAUCUUUUCUCCUUUUCUUCUUUCUUCUCCUUUUCUUCUUUCUUCUCCUUUUCUUCUUUCUUCUCCUUUUCUUCUUUCUUCUCCUUUUCUUCUUUCUUCUUUUUUCUCUUUCUUUUUUCUCUUUCUUUUUUCUCUUUCUUUUCUCUUUCUUUUCUCUCUUUCUUUUCUCUUUCUUUUUUCUUUCUUUUUUCUCUUUCUUUUUCUCUUUCUUUUCUCUUUUCUUUUUUUUUCUUUUUUUUUUUCUUUUUUCUUUCUUUUUUCUUUUUUUUUUCUCUUUCUUCUUUUUUUCUUUUUCUUUUUCUUUUUUCUUUUUUUUUUUUUUUUCUUUUUUCUUUUUUUCUUUUUUUCUUUUUUCCUUUUUCCUUUUUCUUUUUUCUUUUUUCCUUUUUCUUUUUUCUUUUUUCUUCUUUCUUUUUUUCUUUUUUCUUUCUUUUUUCUUUUUCUUUGCUAAUAGUCAUCUCCAAGUCCCUGCGUGUAAAAGAGAUAUAGAAUUCCAACACCCACGUCCCCCUUCCCCCCUUCAUUCUCUUUUUUAUCUAUCUAUCUAUCCCACCCUUCCACUACACAGCUAG
This is a messenger RNA of Acanthosepion pharaonis, 1290 nucleotides long. Lineage: Eukaryota; Metazoa; Mollusca; Cephalopoda; Sepiida; Sepiidae. The record is from the annotation of a GenBank genome assembly.